AUGGGAAGAAGGCAAGAGUUAGACGUAUCAAAUUGACAAUUUAAUAUAGAAAAUGAAAAAUACAAUAGUCAGCCUAAAGGCUAUCUAACAGCUUUGUAAAUUUUAUAUAGUGAUUCAGCUCAUGACCAAGAAACCCCAAAAAGAGCGUUUGAGAAGGAUGAUAGUGAUUCUUCACAAGAAAAUUUUACAUCAAGACCUUCAUCAACAUCUUCUUAUUUUAGAGAAAGUUUUAGCACUUUUUCUGGAGCUCCCAGCCGCAGAAUUUCAUUAAAGCCAAAUUUUAAAGAAAACAACACUGAAAAUCAGCCUGCUGAAAUUCAAAAAGAAUAUGAUUCUAUAGAUAAAGUUACAAAUGAAGCUGGCAGUGAAGUAAAGAAGCCAGUUAUUUUAUAUUCGCAGAAGCAAAAUAUUUUAGCAAAUAGACAGACAAGAGAAAGUGAGGCAGCAGAGGAAAGAUAUAUGCAGAAAAGGAGAGCUGAUUUGAGUGAAUUUGAGCGGUCAAUAGUAGAAAGAGCUAAAGUUGUAGAACUUCCUUUUAAUGAAACCAUUAAAAAUCUUGAAUUUAGUAGCCAAGAAGAGGAGAUCUCUCAAUUAAUCAUACAAAGGCAUGCAAGAGAUAGCAUCGCUUCAGUUUUUAAUGAUAUGAGUUUUGAUACAUCUGACGAGGAGCUUGUGUAUCAAACCAAGCUAAAUACUUUACAAAAUAGCAUUAUUGAGCAAAUUCCUUUCGGGGAUAUUACAAAUCAAUCAGAUAUUUCAAUUGGGUCGCCCCUAUCUAUUGAUACUAUUCCAAAUGAUAACACUUUAGACAGCACUGAAGACGAAGAGUUUCUAUAUAAUCCUGCCCUUAUGAAUAUUCCCUCAGCGCCUUCUAUACUUAAAAAUCCUUCCAAAAAAACUCCCCAUACAAAUGAAAAAUUUGGCUUGAAAAGAAAAUAUGUUGCCCCUUCUCAAGAUAAUGAAAAUCGAAGGUAUCCAAUAAGAAAUAGAAUCAAGCCAGUUCAACACUGGAGAAAUGAAAGGAUUGUUUACGAUGAAUCAAAUAUAAUUCUUGGAGUUGACGUUAAAGACGAAGGCUACUUAACUAAAAGUGAUGAAAAAAUAUAUAACAGAGAACCUAAGAGACCUAAAUUGAGAGAAAAAGAAGUUCAACAAGAAUGCCAGUUUCCGAUUUAUGAUCCAAAAACGAAUAAAGAAGUACUUGAAAAGGUGAUAUAUCCAAAAUCAAGUUGGGUGUGUGAUGAAGAAGCUAAAGGAAAAAUCGUAAUUGUAGGAGAAGAUGACAGAAUUAAAUUAAUUGUGGUCAGUCUGAAGCCAGAUGAGACUAUUGAUCUUGGCAUAAUAAACUCAAGAGCAAUGGGAAUUAUUAUGAUGUCUGGCUGUUUCGCUACACAAGUUACUAUCCAUGAAUCAGUUCUUAAACUAUCCCAAUGGGAUGCAUUUUCUGUACCUCCCAAAAACAAAUUAACUAUCACAAAUACGUCUCAAAAAUGCUCUACAAAGGUUCAUUUACAAAUCGAAAAAAUAUAA
This is a messenger RNA of Blepharisma stoltei, 1530 nucleotides long. Lineage: Eukaryota; Ciliophora; Heterotrichea; Heterotrichida; Blepharismidae. The record is from the annotation of a GenBank genome assembly.